CAAUUAAUGGCUUUAACCUCUAGCUUGUUUCACUUGUGCAUCUUUGUUUUGGUAGCACAUUUUGCCACUCCAAUUGUGUGCCAUGAAAGACCUCAUCAAGCUGCCCUUUUCGUGUUUGGCGAUUCAAUUUUUGAUCCUGGAAAUAAUAAUUACAUCAACACCACUGCUAGCUUCCAAGCAAAUUAUUUACCGUAUGGGGAAUCAUUCUUCAAGUACCCUACUGGCAGGACUUCCAAUGGGCGCCUCAUUCCUGAUUUUAUUGCUGAAUAUGCUAAUUUGCCAUUGAUUCCGCCGUAUUUUCAAACUGGGAAGAAACAUUUCAAUCAUGGGGUGAAUUUUGCUUCAGCCGGUUCUGGUUGUUUGGCUGAAACCGCUCGUGGCUUUGUUAUAGAUCUUCAAACACAGUUGAAAUAUUUCCAAAACGUGGCGCAACUGUUGAAGAAGAAAGUGGGGAAAACAGAGACCAAACAGAUCCUCUCCAAUGCUGUAUAUAUUUUUAGCACUGGCAGUAAUGAAGUAUUGGCCCCUUUAUCAGCAAAUUCGACUUUUCCAUAUUCUGAUACAGAAUAUCUACAGAUGAUUAUGGGCAAUUUGACUACUGUUUUUAAGGGAGUCUACAAGGCCGGAGGGAGAAAGUUUGUGAUGCUUAAUUUGGGUCCAUUAGGUUGUGUCCCUUCUGUUAGGGCUCUCAACCUUCAAAAAGGAGUUACAAAUGGAAGUUGCAUGGAGGAGGUCACAAACAUCGCGAAGAUGUUUAAUUCAGCUCUCCCAAAAAUGCUCAAACACCUAGAGAAGCAAUUGCCUGGAUUUAAGUACACAAUAUUCAACACCUUCAAAGUAUUAGCAGAAAGCAUUGAUAAUCCAACAAAAUUUGGUUUUAAGAUAUCAGAGGCGGCUUGUUGUGGGACUGGUCCAUUUCGAGGGAUUUUUAGUUGCGGAGGGAAGAGGCAGGUAAAAGAGUACGAGUUAUGUAAAAAUGUGAAAGAUUACUUGUUUUUCGACUCUGUUCAUCCCACUGAGCUGGCCUACCAACAAUUCACCGAAUUACUGUGGAAUGGAACUCCAGCAGUUGUAGCCCCUCACAACCUAAAAUCUUUUUUUGAUCUUUCAACAUAACCUGAUGGUAGCAUUGGUGGAAUUGUUUUGUUAAUGCCUACUAAAGGAAAGAAUAAACAAUGUGAAACAUGAUGUUAAAGCGCUUGAUCUCUAGUAAUUUUUCUGUUCUUGUGUUCAACUUAUGAAGAGUCAAACUUUAGAUUUGAUGAGAUGACUUCAUGCCUCAGUCCUCAUGAUUGAUCAAAGUAGAGAAAUUAGUUGGAAUCAGGCAAUCUACAUUUUCAGUUGUUAUGCAUUUGGAUAAGGAUUUGAGUUUGAAUGUAUGUUUCGUUAGGGAAUCAUAGUGAGAUCAAUAAAAUUUCCACUUUGUUGUGCUCGAGCUGAGGGUCCUCCAGAAACAGCCUCCUUACCUCUACGAGGUAGGGGUAAGGUCGGUGUACACUCUACCCUUCCCAGAGCCCACUUGUGGGAUUUCAUUAGGUAUGUUAUUAUUGUUGUUGUCUGUUAGCGACCCUUCUUUCUGUGUUGUAAUCCAUUGCACCAUUA
Molecule: messenger RNA, 1602 nt
Organism: Solanum tuberosum (potato)
Lineage: Eukaryota; Viridiplantae; Streptophyta; Magnoliopsida; Solanales; Solanaceae
Product: GDSL esterase/lipase 5-like
Exons: 5
Coding region: 7-1116 (369 amino acids)
Molecular function (GO): lipase activity
Source: RefSeq, a predicted model, not a curated record